Messenger RNA from Temnothorax curvispinosus, 2385 nucleotides. Its product is annotated as KAT8 regulatory NSL complex subunit 3-like. The transcript has 6 exons. NCBI's taxonomy places the organism in Eukaryota, Metazoa, Arthropoda, Insecta, Hymenoptera, Formicidae. The record is from RefSeq and is a predicted model, not a curated record. Gene Ontology annotation, cellular component: NSL complex. Gene Ontology annotation, biological process: positive regulation of transcription by RNA polymerase II.
AUGACACCGUCCACCUCUGCAAGCAGUUCUGAACUACCAAGUCCAACUACUGAUACGUUUGACGACAUUUCGAACAAAUUGACGGCAUACCUACAUCAAGUAGCUGAAAGAUACGAGAUGGACAGUGAUGCGAUAUUCAAAGAUCAUUGCUAUGCUCGACUUUGGAACUGGAAACCAGAAAAUAUUUAUGUAAAGCCUAUAAAAAAGCUGUUUUUCUCAAAGAACACUGUGAGAAAGGAUGAGGAAAUCGACGUGGAAAAUAUUGAUAGCGAACCAUCGUCACUGCCUUUUGAUUCAAUCAGAGUUUAGCAUAUGAUGGCUGAGUUUGAACGGUUAGCGAAUUUUGCGCGAUCCGAGGAGGAGGAUUGGGAGGAGAAAAUGAAGAAAACCUUGUGGUCUCCGAUUCAGAAUCGGAUAUUUACCAAAGUGACACAGAUAUUAAGUUUGGAAAGACUCGCAAGAUUAGCCAAGGCUAAGAGCGUAACGGAACCGAACUUUCGAAGAACGUCGGUGGAUAUCGCAGCAAGGAGAUUUCGCGAAACGUUAGCCUCGACCGGAUGGGACUGGAGACUGGUUCAAUGGCUGCACAAUUUGCUGUUCGAGCGUCUCCCCUAAGAAUAUUUAGCCAUUUAUCUCGAUAUCUUACAGACCUUGAGACUGAAAAUUUCUCAGCUAAUCGAUAAGAUGAUCGCUGUGCAACCGAAUAUUAGCGCUAAGAACGGCUUUAUAACGUGGGAAACGCUCGGAUCACUCUUAAAACGAUCUUGGGAUCCAGUCGCGCAGAAUUUGAGCGGAAAUAGACUUAAGAAAUUGCCCGGAAAUCCAAUCUUAAUAGUAGUAGUAGUAGUACCUUCCGGCAUCGCGUCGGCAUCCGUUUCGUCUCGUCAGCAUAAAUGGAUCACGCAGUUGGGAUUGUUAGGCAUGGUCGCUACCGUUCACACUCACAUGAGUUUGGCAGCCAACAGAAUGACUAUGAUGGUGUGCAUGAAUCAAUUGGUUCAGGCCACAAGAGUUAAAAUAUAAGAUGUCAGAAGUGACUGUCCUGGUAGGCCGAUCAUACUCGUAGAUUUCACCGCUGGCGCAGCGCUUGCUUGUCAGAUGGCUCAGAUAGAACACGUAACUGCUGUUAUCUGCAUUGGAUUUCCUUUCACAACGGUCGAGGGAAAACGAAACACACCUGAUGAUAUGUUAACGGACAUUCGCUGUCCCGUCAUGUUCAUUAUUGGGCAAAACGCCACUCUCAUUAGACCGGACGAUUUAGAGGAACUCUGUGAGAAAAUGCUGAUCGAGACAAGUCUGGUGGUUGUGGGUACGGCCGACAAUCAUCUCAGAAUAUCCACGUUUAAAAAGGUGCUCGAGGGCAUCGCGCAGAGCAUGGUGGACAGAUGCGUAUUGGACGAGAUUGGAGAUUUCAUCGGUAGCAUGCUAUUGCAAUCGCAUCCAUUACCGCUGCAACUGACAAUGAAGACUAACUGUGACAGCAAGAACAAAAAGGACUUUCACAAACGAAAGAACUUGACCAGCAGUUCCGUGGAAAGCGAACCUAACUUACCGACCGUGAAGAAAUCUCGGCCGACCACGCCGAUAUCUUCCGCGCUAUCGGUUGGAAUAAACGUGGCAUCGAGCUCGGCUCCUAAAAUCGGUGUAUUCAAUAUCCAAUCCAAUUUGACGCAAGUAAGUGGGCAACAUACAAAUCAUAUUUCCACCGCGAAAUGGAAGCGGCCCACGAACAAUCAGAAAAAUCAGUUCUCAGAACUGAAGACUCCUAGACUUGCCAGACAGACAAAUAUUAAUUCAGAAAAUGGCAUAACGCUCAAUAUUGGCACACUAGCGAGUCUGGCGCCGAUAGGGCCGAUACGUUUAGCACCCACUACAGUGAGUCAAUCGACGACCACUUUCUCCAGAACACCUAAUGCAUCCAAAUCCUCAGCUAUGACCGUUAAAGUGCCGUCGAAAAUCAUCUCGAAUGUGCCGCUGCGAAAUGUUUUAAAAAUGAAAACGAUAUCUUUUAAUAAGUCUUACUUGAAUAUAGUCGCAAACAAUUACAGACAAGUUAAUACUCCUGACAAAAGUGGAGACACAAAAUUGAUGAACGUUUUCACCAAGCCCACGGGGAAUCAAAUUACAGUUAAUGCAAUUCCGACAGUGGGAAGUAGUAAGCCUACAGCGACAAGCGGCACUUUGUCGAAUCUUUUGCAAAGUGGAAAGAAUUCAAUUGCACUUACGAGCAGUGCAUUCUCCACUCGUGCAUCGUCGGUUUCUAAUAAUCUACUAACGACCACCACGUCAUCAGCGAAUACCGUAACGUCGUCCGCAUCGACCCCUUCAAAAGGUAGAUUACAAUUAUCUAAACCAUUAUUAAUUGAUUUAUCGUUUGAUGUGUAA